Molecule: messenger RNA, 442 nt
Organism: Sphaeroforma arctica JP610
Lineage: Eukaryota; Ichthyosporea; Ichthyophonida
Exons: 3
Cellular component (GO): catalytic step 2 spliceosome; intracellular anatomical structure
Molecular function (GO): RNA binding
Source: RefSeq, a predicted model, not a curated record
GAUAUAGCCAGGUUUCGACCAGAUAUCCGCAUACUCGUAUCAUCGGCAACGCUGCAAGCGGAAAAAUUCAGCGAAUACUUUGACGACGCACCAAUAUUCAACAUCCCCGGACGACGGUUCCCGGUGGAUGUGUUCUACACAAAACAACCAGAGGCGGAUUACCUGGAUGCCGCAGUAGUAACAGUGCUACAGAUACAUCUCACCCAACCGAAAGGGGACGUCCUCGUGUUCUUAACCGGUCAAGACGACAUCGAGGCGUGUGCCGAGGCGUUGACCGAACGAUGUAGGAAGCUUGGAUCAAGGAUAGGUGAACUACUAGUGCUACCCAUAUAUGCAUCUCUACCACCGGAUAUGCAGGCUAAAAUAUUCGAACCCACCCCGGAGGGAGCGAGGAAGGUUGUCAUAGCAACCAAUAUUGCAGAGACAUCAUUGACAAUUGAUG